UGUGACACACAUAGGCUGGUGUUGCGCUACAGUGCUGCAUUUGUACAGAAAUUUUCUUCUUCUAUAGCCCCACAUAUUACUACCUUACUGGUACAUGGGAAACAGGUAAAGUGCCCAGAGGUCUGACAUGGAGCUUCAUGAGAU
Messenger RNA from Tinamus guttatus (white-throated tinamou), 144 nucleotides. Lineage: Eukaryota; Metazoa; Chordata; Aves; Tinamiformes; Tinamidae. The record is from RefSeq and is a predicted model, not a curated record.